Molecule: messenger RNA, 3918 nt
Organism: Leptosia nina
Lineage: Eukaryota; Metazoa; Arthropoda; Insecta; Lepidoptera; Pieridae
Source: the annotation of a GenBank genome assembly
AUGGCUUUGGAUUUACGCUUGCAUUCUCCAGCAGGCGCGGAACCCGUUGUUUAUACAUGGCCUCUCACAUCAGGUCAUGGCUCGGACAAACACGAUGGGGCCCUGGAGAUAGUAGAAACCAUAAGGUGGGUAUGCGACGACCUGCCGGAGAUGAAGGGCGCCUUGGAGAAGAACAUCCUAAGCGACUACGACACCCACUCGUACGAGAGCAUGCGAGCCCUGUGCGACCGCUUCAACCGCGCCAUAGACUCCGUCGUGGCCUUGGAAAAAGGUACUUCACUGCCGACUCAACGCCUAAACAAGUACCCGUCCAGAGGUUUGCUGAAACACAUUUUGCAGCAGACUUAUAACCAAGCUGUGGCCGAUCCGGAAAAGCUGAACCAGUAUGAGCCGUUCUCACCCGAGGUGUAUGGCGAGACCUCUUUCGAGCUCGUGUGUCAGAUGAUAGACCAAAUAGACAUAACUGCCGAAGAUGUGUUCGUGGACUUGGGAUCGGGGGUCGGGCAGGUCGUUCUUCAAAUGGCGGCCGCCACUCCUUGCCGCAUCUGUUUCGGUGUCGAGAAAGCCGAAGUGCCCAGCAAAUACGCCGAGAAUAUGGAUUCAAACUUUAGAAUGUGGAUGAAGUGGUACGGGAAGAAGUAUGGGGAAUACAAAUUGAUAAAAGGAGACUUCCUAAUGGACGAACACAGAGAAAAGAUCAAUUCGGCGACGAUUGUUUUCGUCAACAAUUUCGCUUUCGGGCCCCACGUCGAUCAUCAGCUCAAAGAACGAUUCGCAGACCUGAAGGACGGAGCGAAGAUCGUGUCCUCGAAGAGCUUUUGUCCGCUCAACUUUAGGAUAACCGACAGAAAUCUUAGUGACAUCGGGACCAUCAUGCACGUCAGUGAAAUGUCGCCGCUCAAAGGCUCCGUGUCCUGGACGGGGAAGCCCGUGUCUUAUUAUUUGCACAUAAUCGAUAGGACCAAAUUAGAGAGAUACUUUCAAAGACUGAAAAAUCCGAAACUCAAGGUCAGCAAAAGGGGAAUUCAAAAUGGAUGCGACGAUGGCGAGGGUAGCAGUAAGAGAAACUUGAGCGCACCGCCGACGAGGCAGUCGACACCGGAUCUGUUGAACGGCAACAGUAACCAUAGCACGGGAUCCCUGCCCGAGAGGAGAAGGAAAGUUGCGAGGCCCAGACCUAUCAGAGCGGAAAACGGCAGGACGAGAGCGCGCGCAGCAGUCGCUAAACGUCGUCCGGCUCGAAGGUCCAGUGACGAGAGCGACGAAGAGUCCAGUGGGACCGACGAUCCACCGCCUGGACCGGAACCCGCUCCACGAGAAUGGGGCGCGCCCUGGGCCUCCUCAUCCGAUUCUAAUCGCCGCGGGCGGAACUCGAAGAGGAGCGCGAGCGCAGGUGGAGCCCGGCGGAGAGCGGCAGCUCGAGCCAAGCGACGUCGCGGAGCUAGACCCAACAUUGCCGGUCUGGACCUGCUGCAUUCGACCACGCUCGCCUCCACAAUACACAAUGGCGCUGUGACUUCACCGCCGCCAGGAUGCGUGGAGCAGCGGCUCUCCGCCUUAGGUGUGUCGCUCCAGUCGCCGGAACGCUUGCAUUCGGAGCUAGAGAUUCCCCGAUCGCCUCAAACGCCUUAUAGCUUGCAGCUUUUACUGGACAUGUUUCGUGAUCAGUACCUUGCCUUCGUUGGCAAGAUGAACACUCCUGAAUAUGCACAGGACAUACGGCACCAAAUUGAUAAGGAGAGGGAAAGAAACCAAAAAUUAAAGUCGAGGGCGUCUCAACUGGACAAGCAAAUCAGUGUGUUAAUCAGCGAUAGUGUGGCGUUGCUGAAAGCUCGAAUGAGCGAACUGGGCAUACACGCGAACAACACCGUAGAUCUUUUAGCGAAGGCGAAGGAAAUCGUCGGGAGGCACAAGGAACUUCAGAGCAAAGCGAGCAAACUACAGGCGCAGGUGACAAAUAUUGAAUUAGAGCAAGCGAUGCUCGUUAAGCAGAGAACUUUUGAGAUAACUGAAAAGUACAGGCAACUAGGGCACAUACCGCCCGAUGUAGAAAUAACGCAAAGCAUAGCGCACGAUUGUAUACUCAAGGAGAUUUCGGCGACUCUCGCGCAUAGAAAACGAUUACACGCACAAGUCGGCCAUUUGCAAAACGAGAUAAUUCAAAUGGAGAAAGCGAGCGAGCAACAGAAGGCACCCACGUCGUCGGUGCCCGUGGCGACUGUCAAACCCCACACCGUCAAUUCGAAGCCUCGGAAGUCCAGGGAUCACCGUUCUAGGUCGCAAGAUUGGCCGGAUGUCCCCGAUGUGGGCAAGAUAGAGGAACAGAAUCCGGAGAUCCUAGCGCAAAAGAUCUUGGAGACGGGCAGGCAAAUAGAAGCUGGCAAGAUUACAAAACCGAAUGUUAUAGUCAAUGGUUAUAUCAAAGAUCCAGAUAGGCACAUUGAUCUUAGUGAAUUGCAUUGUAGGCAACAAAAGACUGCAGUUGCGGUCCACCGCGCUCAGGUGCCCGCCCGACCCGGAGUGCCUCUUGCGCGACAUUCUCCGGGCAAAUCGCAAAAGCCCCUGAAUGUAGUCGCUAAGGUGCAGGAGUCUCCCAAAGUGAUCAACUUCGAGGACCGUCUAAAGAGCAUCAUUACCUCUGUUCUCAACGAGGACCAGGAGCAGCGGAAAGCUUCACGGCUCGAGCCGAGACAAGCGACGCCAAAUCACGUGUACAACAACGGGUACGUACGUCCGACGGCGCCGCAUCAGAAUUUUGCGCGUCCGGCGUCCGCGGGAAACGCGGUGCAAGCUUAUGCGCGACCCAUACGUGACGUGAGGGACCCGCGCGAAUUGCGCGAUCCGCGUGACAUGCGCGACCCGAGGGAGUUACGGGACCCGCGAGACAUGCGCGACGUGCGUGAUGCGAGAGACGCACGGGACAUGAGGGACGGGCGAGAGUUGCGGGACCCCCGCGACGUCCGAGACGUGAGGCGCGAACGCUACGGGUAUGAACGCCGCGAGCCGAGACCCUCGCACGCGCACCACGAACCCCGACCGCCCGAUUUGCGCAAUCAUAGUGCUGCGCAGCCAGAUUAUACGCAGGUAUCCCCAGCGAAGCUAGCGCUACGUCGACAUUUGUCGCAGGAGCGGGUGUCGAGCGGCGCGCGGACGAUCGGUGACCUGGUCAACGGCGAGAUAGAGCGCACGCUCGAGAUCUCCAACCAGAGCAUCAUCAACGCGGCCGUGCACAUGAGCGCCCGUUACCAUGAACCCCCCGCCCAUCAACCGCUUGAAGGAUUAGCUGCGUGUUUACAAGCACGCGUACUCGCCUCUGAGUAUUGGCGAGGUCGUAGCGGACCUGGAGGAGCUAAUGGGGCAGGAGGUGGACCGGGCGCAGCCGACGCGGAGGACGCGACCCGACGUCGCACCCCGCCGCCCGAUCCGCACUCUAACACUUCCACGCCACUCGUCGACGAGCUGCCCGACAGACCUCCAGAAGUUGAGGGCGGAGAAGAGGUGGAAGAGAGCAAAUGGCAGGACCGCAUAGCGUUUCGUUUCGACCAAAUAAUAUCGUUCGCGUCUACCGCCAUGGAGGACAAGCGGCGGCGGUCGGACGAGGCGUGCAACACCUCGCCCGACUCCGGCAUCGGGCACGGCGAAGCCCUGAGGAACGCCGCGAACGAGUCCUCCACACAGGUCCAAGCGGCCGCGACGCCCACGCCCGUCGAACCGGAAGUCACAGAGAUGAGCACGGAUCCUCCGAUAAGCGAAAACUCUACGCACACUAACGAAGCGCGCUCCCCAUCUCCUCCUACGCACCAUUUCAAGAAACGUUUCUUCCGUCGAUCGAGGUGGGGCGAGUGGGGCGGGACGGGCGAUUCGGCCCCCACUGAGGGUACGCCACCGCCGUCGGACUGGGAACGCCCGCAUAUGUGA